Messenger RNA from Racocetra persica, 540 nucleotides. The record is from the annotation of a GenBank genome assembly. Lineage: Eukaryota; Fungi; Glomeromycota; Glomeromycetes; Diversisporales; Gigasporaceae.
GCAUUUCGUCUUAAUAUAAAUCACACGUAUGGAAGCGUUGUCGAAAUUGUUUCUUCUAAUAAUAUUAAAUCAGACAUCGAGAGUCAACACCUUCAACCAGUAAAUGAUUCAAAUCUUCAGCCCCCUCGUAAUACUGAACAUAUUUCAGAUCAAUGUAAACAUUCAUCAUAUGCAUAUUGGUUAUGGGAAAAUUUAACAGUGCAACAACAAGACGCUUCAAAAUACUAUGUCACUUUCUAUGAAGAUUAUCAAUCGUUAAGUGCCAAACUUGACUAUAUAAAAAAUAAUAAUUUAGCAGGAAUUGCGAUUGCAGACAUCACCAAAGAUUCACAACAAAUUUUAUUUUGGGAGAUCAGCCGGGAAAAAUGCAGUAGUGGGAGUGUAGUAGGAUCCUUUAUUUUUGUUAGCAUAUUAGUGGCAACUGGUUUUAUAUUGUACUCAAAACACAAAGCAAAAAUGUCUAACCCACUUAUAGAUACAAAUAAUCAGGCUUGCUCUGAUACAAAUCCUCAGGUUUAUUCUGAUAUAAAUCGUCAGUGA